Messenger RNA from Aspergillus alliaceus, 891 nucleotides. RefSeq lists its product as uncharacterized. NCBI's taxonomy places the organism in Eukaryota, Fungi, Ascomycota, Eurotiomycetes, Eurotiales, Aspergillaceae. The transcript is spliced from 3 exons. Bases 1 to 891 code for a protein of 296 amino acids. The record is from RefSeq and is a predicted model, not a curated record.
AUGGAUCAUGCUAAAAAGAAGGUUAGCAAGAGGUAUCAUGAAGGCUUAAAUGUCAUUUUUGAUGAGCGUCGGCGGUUUGAAAUCGAUCUGAGAAACAUCGCAUCCGUAGUUCGAGCAGGUUAUGCUGCCAUAAGGCCAGAUCUAAGGGCAUUUACAGAUGGAAUGCUUCACAGAUGGCUUGAAAAAGGUCUUUGGCCACCUAUCUGCAAUUAUUCGGAUGAAGACGAGAUCUGGAAGCAAUGUUCAAUGGACAUGAUGCAUGUCCGUAUCGAGAAAGACUCGGAGACAAAAAUUAUGCUGCGCCGGGUAGCACAGAUAAGAAUGUAUUAUUGGUAUGAAGAACAAGAAAAGAAAAUUCGCAAUUCACAAGAUCCUACAGCCCAGGACUCAAGCAACGAUGUACGAAUUAAAUCGAUUGAUACUAUACUUCAACACUACCAUAUCAAUUGGAAUAUAAUUAAAGAGUCGUCCAGAAAAAAACUCCGUGAAAACUUUGAAGCAGAGAAAGAUGUUGGGAAAAGGUGGUGUGAGUUAGUGCACUACUUAAGUGAAGGCAUUCUAGUCAUAUGCGAUAGAAAGAUGGACAGUCAAUUAAAGAAUUUCUCAAGCGACGAUGUGUAUACACUGGCGACGUUUGUUGUCAAUUGCUACUCGGAAGUUUCAAAUGUUUGUCAGUGCUUUGACAGCAUUGUGAGAACUUUCAUCCAAAAAGGGGUGUUUCAACCUGAGGAGCUACACAAUUGGCAUGGUGGACUCGAUCGGGGCUUACUGGAAGGUGGGCUAGAACAGAUGAAAGAGCCACCUAGGCCCCCAGUAAUGUGGCUCCAACUUACUAAACCCUCGAAGAAUGAUCUGACUGGCUUUAUUCAAAGAGCUUUGGGUCGUACCUAA